CGUCAGGCUGCAUAGCGCAGCAGUGCGGGUAGACGGAGCUGCCGCCCGCAUCCCAUACAGGACAGGCGCAGCGUGAGGACAACCGGCGUUACCGGCACAAUGCGACUCGUACACCCGGCUGCUACGUGCCCACAUGUUACACGCCGCAUCAUACUCAUGGUGCGUAGUGUGCUGUAUAGAAGGGCACACGGGACAAGGCAGGCCGGGACAAAUAUGCGACAACAGCGAUCAACCAGCCUGUACCUCCCGGAAAGAGAGGAAUAGGAGAGAGUGAGACCGCCCCUCCCCGUGCUGCCGGCGGUGGGUGUACCCGGUGCGCUACGUGCGUCACUGCCGGCGUCGGCGGCGGCUGCUUCCUUCCUGUGCGGCGUUGCAGAUACGUUCUCCUGUGACAGCGAUGGCGGCGUUACCUCCGAUCUCCGCUCCGGUCGCCCCCUCCCGCCCCGCCGCCGGUGGUAUCCUUAUUGGGGAUCGGCUCUACUCCAAGGUCUCCCUCACCAUCGACAACUCCAUCGUCCCCGAUGAGCGCCUCUCGCCGACCCCCUCCAUGCAGGACGGCCUGGACUUGAACGCCGAGACCGACCUGCGCAUCCUGGGCUGCGAACUCAUCCAGUCCGCUGGCAUUCUGCUGCGGAUGCCGCAGGUGGCGAUGGCUACCGCCCAGGUGCUCUUCCACCGCUUCUUCUACUCCAAGUCCUUCGUCAAACACAGCUUUGAGAUUGUUGCCAUGGCUUGUAUCAAUCUCGCUUCCAAAAUAGAAGAAGCUCCAAGACGAAUUAGAGAUGUGAUAAAUGUAUUUCAUCACUUACGCCAGAUAAGAGCUAAACGGAACCCAAGUCCACUGAUACUUGAUCAAAACUACAUAAACACCAAAAAUCACGUAAUCAAGGCGGAACGGAGAAUAUUGAAAGAGUUGGGAUUUUGUGUUCAUGUGAAACAUCCACACAAGAUCAUUGUUAUGUACCUUCAAGUCUUAGAAUGUGAACGGAAUCAAACCCUUGUUCAAACAGCCUGGAAUUACAUGAAUGAUUGCCUCCGAACCAACGUGUUUGUCAGGUUUGAUGCAGAAACUAUUGCCUGUGCCUGUAUUUAUCUUGCUGCUAGAGCCUUGCAGAUUGCUUUACCCAAUAAACCACACUGGUUUUUACUUUUUGGAGCUACUGAGGAAAACAUUCAAGAUGUCUGUGUCACAACUAUGAGACUUUACAGUAGGAAAAAGCCAAACUAUGAUUUUUUGGAAAAAGAAGUGGAGAAGCGAAAAGUGACACUGCAGGAAGCUAAACUAAAAGCGAAGGGAUUAAAUCCUGAUGGAACACCUGCACUUUCCACCAUGGGAGGAUUCUCUCCAGCAUCUAAACCAUCAUCUCCAAGAGAAAUAAAAGCUGAAGAAAAAUCUCCAAUAUCUGCAAAAGUCAAACGUGAGGCUGAGGAGAAGCAGUCGUUGAAGAGUCCAUACAAUGGGUUGCGAAAAGAAAAUAAAAGAAGCCGAAGUGGAAGCAGAUCAAGAUCCAGAACAAAAUCCAGAUCCCGCUCUCCACGAAGACAUUAUAAUAACAGACGGAGCCGAUCCGGAACCUACAGUUCAAGGUCAAGAAGCAGAUCUCGUAGCCACAGUGAGAGUCCGCAUAGACAUCAUAAUCAUGGAUCUCCACAUUUCAAACCCAAGCAUCAUGGGGAUGAUAUGAGGGGGUCAAACAGACAUGGUCAUAAAAGGAAAAAAUCCCGUUCUCCCACACCAGGCAAAUCAAGAGAACAUGGGGAUCCCUCCAAGAAGCACAGGCAUGACCGUGGCCAUCAUAGAGACAGACAGGAAAGGUCUCGUUCUUUUGAAAGGUCACACAAAAGUAAACAUCAUGGCAGUGGCCAUUCUGGACAUGGCAGACACAGGCGCUGAAUGCUACCCUAGACAACAAGGGAAAAUCAAUCUUUUCACUGUUUAUGGACUUUGUAAUGAAGAUUUUGUAAUAAAACUAUUUGAGUACAAA
Messenger RNA from Pseudophryne corroboree (corroboree frog), 1985 nucleotides. It is a transcript of the gene CCNL1, whose product is annotated as cyclin L1. Gene Ontology annotation, cellular component: nucleus. Gene Ontology annotation, biological process: regulation of transcription by RNA polymerase II. The coding region runs from base 398 to 1894 and encodes 498 amino acids. The transcript has 11 exons. NCBI's taxonomy places the organism in Eukaryota, Metazoa, Chordata, Amphibia, Anura, Myobatrachidae. Gene Ontology annotation, molecular function: cyclin-dependent protein serine/threonine kinase regulator activity. The record is from RefSeq and is a predicted model, not a curated record.